Messenger RNA from Amoebophrya sp. A120, 348 nucleotides. The record is from the annotation of a GenBank genome assembly. NCBI's taxonomy places the organism in Eukaryota, Dinophyceae, Syndiniales, Amoebophryaceae.
AUGUCCUCUUCCUUUUUCGCGCAAAUGGCGCUGAACAGCAAGCCAAAACCGGUCAAAAAACUGGAAAAAACCAACAUUGAGAAGUACAAGGCGAUCAUGCUGAUGAAGCAAAAAAAAACGGCGUGCAAGGAUCACACGGGCAGCAGCUCCUCGGCCUUGUCUCUGAUCUCCGCUUCGGUGGGUCCGAACGCCCUCUCCCAGCGUCCGCGGGUUUUGUCGCUGCAGCACUCGGAGUACGUGCUCAUCUGUCCGAACAAGCAUCUGACGAUCGCGGCGGCGAAACUGAAAACCAAGGAAGAUUCGGAGAUCGAAAACAUCAACCAUAUGAGAGUGUCAGGAUCGAAAUAA